This is a messenger RNA of Pleurotus ostreatus (oyster mushroom), 2487 nucleotides long. RefSeq lists its product as uncharacterized. NCBI's taxonomy places the organism in Eukaryota, Fungi, Basidiomycota, Agaricomycetes, Agaricales, Pleurotaceae. Gene Ontology annotation, biological process: protein phosphorylation. The coding region runs from base 1 to 2487 and encodes 828 amino acids. The transcript is spliced from 5 exons. The record is from RefSeq and is a predicted model, not a curated record. Gene Ontology annotation, molecular function: protein kinase activity; ATP binding.
AUGCCGGCGCGUGCAGACCUUGCUAUGGUGCCCUCCGACUCUCCCCCAGAACCCAUCUUCGACCCGCCAGGCGAUGUACGAACGACUCCCCACCUCCAGGUGGGCUACGCAAACGAUAAAUUGCCAAUGCUCAACCAGUACGUGCGACGCAACAAAAUCGGCGUGGGACAACAUGGGAAAGUGUAUUUAUGCGAGGAAGUGGUGCAGCGGUCGGGGGACAGGAACAGGGGCGGGGGUGACCUAGUGGUGAGGCAGCUAGUGGCUAUGAAAUCGGUUAGGCGCAAUAAUCCACGCGAGGAGCAGUGGAAACUGUUGCGCAGGACGCCCCUGCCAACGUCACCUCACUUGUCCGUAGGCGACAAAUUGAGCACCACCGAAGCCAAAAUUCGCAGAGAAAUAGCUAUCAUGAAAAAGUGCCGCCACGCCCAUGUCGUGCGGCUCAUAGAAGUCAUAGACGACCGGCUGAGGGACAAAAUAUACAUGGUAAUGGAGUACCUUGGAGGGGGCGAGGUGAAAUGGAAGAACACGGACAGCCAACCCAUCCUCACCGUUCUCCAAUCAAAUCGCAUAAUGCGUGAUGCCAUCCUUGGUUUAGAAUAUCUCCAUUUCCAAGGAAUAAUCCACCGUGACAUCAAGCCGGCCAACUUGCUGUGGACGGCAGACCGUAGUCAUGUCAAAAUUGCUGAUUUCGGUGUCUCCCACUUCUCUUACGCGCAGCGACUCGCAGCAGCCGGUGCUAGUGCUACUGCCGAUGACCCCACUGAUCCCAUCCUCCUCGAGGACUCUGAUCUCAGCAAACGGGCCGGUACGCCUUCCUUUCUGGCCCCAGAAGUCGUAUACGAGCACACAUAUGGGUAUGAACCUUCCGACCCUCGCCCCGAAAUCACCAAGGCUAUUGAUAUAUGGGCGCUCGGUGCCACUCUCUAUUGCCUUCUCUUUGGUGAAAAGCCCUUUCACCCCGAUCCCAUCAUCAACUCCGAAUUCAGCAUGUACAACGCUAUCUGCAAUGACGACUGGACUGUCCCGGAGACGAUGGGCUUCGACUGUAUCCCAACGGGUGGGCGGCACCCUACAGACGAGGAUUCAGAGGGGGGAAUGGUGAUCCACCUUCUAGACCACUUCCUGACUAAAGAUCCGGCCCUUCGCAUAACUUUAGCAGAGGUGAAGCGACACCCUUGGUUCCUUCGCGAAGUACAGCGACCGGAUAAAUGGCUGCGAGACACGUCACCCCACAAGAUCGAGGUCACCUCUGCCGACACGGAGACCGCCAUGACGGGGGUUCGUUUCAGAUGGAAGUGGGGCAGUAGUCUCACUCGCCACAUCUCCACCCUCUUUCGUCAGGUCCGGGAGGCAAAGCCAUAUGCUGCCGCCUCGCACCAGGGAGAAGCAGAUAACCCCAACGCGACAAGGUCAGCCCCACGGAUGCGUAUCAAAACGACAGACGUUGCCCGCGAGAGAACCCCCCGUGACAUGCCUGGGCCUAGUAAAUAUACCGCGCCGACAGGUCGGGAGAAAGGAAAGAAGCGAGCAGAUAGCCACGGUGACAAAAGCCAGCGCUCUAAAUCUGUCGAACGUUCCUCGAGCCGGAAAACCGCACCAAAGCCCAGCCUCUUAAGCACCUCAACGGCGUCGAAAGACGGGUCUUCAGACGCGAACCUCGUGCCUCAAGUGGGUUCGUCUGUGGGUUCGUCUGCGCAGACGAGCCCCACCGAAGGCCGGCCGAAGUCACGGUUCAGCAUAUAUUCACCUUCUACCUGGCAUUGGCGGUCUACUAAAAACCUGACGACCCAGUCGCAGUCGACAUCGCCCGGCGGCAGCACGCCUAGCCGCAGGCAACUUUCCCCUCAUAGCACACCUCAGCCUUCAUCCAUGCAUUCACCCGACACUUGCAGUCCUAGCUCUCACUCCCCAGUUUCGCCGGUUUCUCCUGACCUAACUAUAAGCUCAGAGCUUCUCGGCCGAGGGAUUCGGCGUAGUGAAGAAGCUCUCCGUGGUAUGCAAUUUGAGGAUAUCAGUAGUAGUGGUCCUCUAACUGCAGCCCGACGUGCAUCGUCAUGGGGAGAUAACCCUACCGAAUUCAACGAAGUGACCAGCUUGAAUUCUGAAGAUCACGACCUGGACGAAUCCUGCAUCCUCGUCGGCGCUGGGGGCGUGUCAAACGAGUCACCGUUCCGUCGUACUGCUUCCGUCGGUCUACAGCUUGGUUCCAGCCCACUCGCUCAAAUUGCGUACAACAUCAGCCACGAGGGCUACGUUUACCCCGACUAUGAAGACGAUCUCAUCGACGAUUCGUCCACUUUUGCGAGUGCGCGCAGUAUAGAUGAGCCUGUUCGUAGCCGUGGUAUCGCCGCCAUCCAUGCGAAUCUCGGGUCCCAGUACGACGACUUUGACGACGAUGAUGCAACGACUUCGGAAGACCACGAGGGCCAUCUUUCGUUCGACACACGGCGGCGCGCACUCACGCCCGACCCCCCAGGGACUUCCUAA